Molecule: messenger RNA, 162 nt
Organism: Suillus paluster
Lineage: Eukaryota; Fungi; Basidiomycota; Agaricomycetes; Boletales; Suillaceae
Exons: 1
Source: RefSeq, a predicted model, not a curated record
UUACAGGUAAGGUUUGCGCUUUCCUCAGUGACCUCCUGGCGGUCUGUCGACAGAGACUUCAACUACGUCCAAUUCUGGCGGACGGUUGUGGACUUCUUUGAAAGACCCCCCAGUCGAGAAGCUCAGCGCAGGGUUGACAGACUCCUCAAAUGGUGGACCAGG